Messenger RNA from Paramisgurnus dabryanus, 3666 nucleotides. NCBI's taxonomy places the organism in Eukaryota, Metazoa, Chordata, Actinopteri, Cypriniformes, Cobitidae. The record is from RefSeq and is a predicted model, not a curated record.
UAAAAGCUUAACGCACAACGAUGUGUAAAUCCUAAGAGUGUACAGCCAUAUAUAAUUUCAUGUAUAAACAUUUAUUAGUACAUACACUCUAAGAAAGGAUGUGUUAAUUUUUUACACAUUGUUUUGUGUUAUUUUGUGUUGAUUUUGUGUUCAAAUAAAUAAAAGGGACAACACAAGAUGUGUUAAAACAACACAAAGUGUGUUGUUCCAAAAAUAACACAGAUAUGUUGCCCUUAACUAGACACAUUCGUUUUAAGAAUGUAACAAUGCAAUUUCCAAUUUCCAAAAAUACAAACACGUAUGACAAUAAAUUUGUAUUUAAUAAAUACAAUAAUACAAUUUUGGGAUUUUUUAUUACUUGUGUCAUGCACGUUUUGUUAAACAAUUCAAGUUGUGCCAUCCUGUGCCAUCAGGGCAGAUUCUCCGUUGCCUCUCUCCUAUAGAGUCAGACAGUGUAAGUGUACUUUAGACUCUAGAGGUCUCCAUCCUUUAGCAUCCACACAAAGCACACUGUAAAUUCUUCUGCAUCAGACCGAGAGAGAGAGAGAGAGAGAGAGAGAGAGAGAGAGAGAGAGAGAGAGAGAGAGAGAGAGAGAGAGAGAGAGAGAGAGAGAGAGAGAGAGAGAGAGAGAGAGAGCACCAAGCAACGGGAACCUGAGACGCGCGUCCUCUGACAGAGCGCACGCACGGGAACUUUGGCGAUUUGACGGUGAAAGCGAUGGAAACGUCCUGAAGAUGAUCUUCAGUCCUUGAUGGUGGAUUCAUGUAUCGACUCAUUCAGCUAUGCUGUCCCUUCGCUCGUCUCCUUAUAGAUUGCUGAUCCCUGUCCCCUUCUUAAGUUCUUCUGCUCUGCUUUCUCUUGUUUUAUGAUUGAACACUCGAGUCCGUUUGAAGAAAACCAGGACGCAUUGUUUUCAGUCUCCAUACCAUAAAGGACUUCCAGCUCGCGAAGGAUUCGUGAUGUAUUCCUCACAUCGCUCCUUAUUCCUUUUGCUGUUGAGUUUGCUCUCGGCUGGAGCUCAGACCGAGAUGAAGCGGGUUGUUGGAGACAACGCCACGUUGCCUUGCCAUCAUCAGUUCUGGCAGUCGAAUGGGCAGACAUUGGACAUCGAAUGGCUUCUACAGAAACCUAACGUCAAACAGCGUGUGAUCAUCACAUUCUUCAACAAUGAGGUCUACACCAAUGACAACCCUGCCAGUAGGCUAUCUUUCGCAGGCGACUACCUCAACGGAGACGCCUCUCUUCUGAUCGGCGAUCUGCAGCUGACGGACUCCGGUGAAUACCACUGCAAGGUCAAAACAGGUGGUAAAUACCACUGGAGUCAAGUCAACCUCAUUGUGCUGGUGAAACCAUCUAAGCCCCGGUGCUGGAUGGAGGGUAGGCUGCUAGAAGGCAGUGAUGUCAAACUGAGCUGCAAGUCUUCUGAUGGGUCAGACCCCAUCCGUUACAAAUGGGAUAGAGUCCUGGAUAAAGGCAAGAGUUUGGGGAAACUCCCCCCUCUCUCCCUCAUUGAUCUGAAGAACCCAGAGGUUGUGACCUUGAGGAACUUGACACAGGACAGCUCAGGGGUCUACAAGUGCACCGCCAGCAAUGACGUAGGGGAGGAGAACUGCAUCAUCGAGGUGACAAUGCAAUAUGUGAGGGGUAUGGGUGUGGUGGCUGGUGCAGUGGUUGGCGUUUCGUUCGGCGUCCUACUCCUCAUUCUCAUCAUCUGGCUUGUCUUCCGCAAAAAGGAGAAAAAGAAAUAUGAAGAGGAGGAGACUCCUAAUGAGAUUAGGGAAGAUGCAGAAGCCCCUAAAGCCAAGCUGGUGAAGCCCAACUCCCUUUCUUCAUCCCGCUCUGGUAGCUCACGCUCUGGUGCAUCCUCUACGCAGUCCAUGGUGCACAACAGCGCCCCCCGAAACCAACGUCCACGGCCACCCGCCGUCGUUGCCCUCAAGGAAAAUGGACAACCCCACAGCUUUUCCCAGUCUCCCCCGGCCUACACGCAGGUGGUGCCCAAGACCCCAGAACCCCCUGGCACCCCAAAAUUCAGACCCCCUAACCCUUCAGUAAACAUGACCAUUCCUGCAGGAGUCAUGGCGCCCGCUCAAAGCAAGGCCUUCCAGACAGUGUAGAGGAAACCCAACCUAUAUGGGAAACCCACAGUGACUCUUCCAAAAGUUGCACCUACGACACAAACAUACUAUAAAAAAACUAUAAAAUAAAAGCAUAAAUAAGUAUGUAAUUCAAAAUAAAAUCAAUCAUAUUAAAGCUAAAAAGUUGAAUGCAUAUUUACAAAGAGGAAUAUAAUACGUGCUUGCCCCCUUCUGAAGUUUUAAAAUAAGAGAGGAAAAUGUUUAGUCUGGUUUUUCCUUGUUUCUCUCUCUUUCUUUUGAUCACACGGCGCAAGCAGGCCUUUUUUCACUUUUUUUUUGAAUUCUUAAAGCUUUGGAAGCGUUGUGGGCAGUGGGGUGGAAUGAUUUCCCCAAGUGCAGUUUAUUUAUUUAUUGAAUCAAAGAGGCUAAAGGACCAAGUGCAGGCUGGGUUUAUGAAACACGAUGUAGAGGCGAUAAAGGAACGGCCAGAUCUCCAUCUAAAGAGAAAGGAUAUUAUCUGAGAGCUGCUUGUUGCUGAUAGGAAUAUAUAACCUGUUCAUACUUCCACGAAAUUCCUAUCCAUCGUUUCCCAGAAUGCACUGCAAACGUUGGCCCCGGCCCCGGUAACCACUAAAAAGGGGGACACAUGGAGUGGCUGGAAAAAAUGACUUGAAAUGAGACUUGACACAGAAAGACUCGGACACUUCAAUGAAUUCGCUAAUUGGUUGCACCACUUUGCCUGCAGUACUAUAGUGCGCUAGUGUUGUGCUCCUCCAUGCAUACUUAAUUUAGGUCAUUGUCAUAGUUUUAAUAGCAAACGCACUUGCUUUCGGCCGAGUUUUAGAGUGCACAUUAUUCAGAAUUCAAUUAUGUUUGGCAAUCAUGGCAUCAUUACCAUUUGUGUGAUAAUUAAAUGAUGGAGAAGAGCAUUAUUAUUAUUAUUGGCAUAUAUAGACCUGCCAUAUAGUGUACAUUUAUUAUUUGGUGGUGCGAUGCUGUACAGUCCCAGUAAAACAUUAAAGUGGAGGACUCCUGCACUGUGCAAAAUGUAUGCACCCCUUUUUUGCGGGGAGGGGGCAGGUAUGUUCUGUUACCUUAUUUGCAUUAUUAUUUAAGUGAAUGGUGGUACGCAACGCAGGCAGCACAUGCUAAAUACACUGAUCUGUACUCUUUCACACUCAUAUAAGUAUUUGCAGUCAAAUUUGUGUAUAGUAUGAAGUGCAAGGUUUGGGUUUGAACUCAUUGGAAAGCUUUGCUUCAGUUUGUAUUUGUUACAGCUUUAAUUUCAACCAAAAUCUGUCAUGAAUACUAUGAAUGUUUUCUUAAGACGAAUUUGUUUUUAUUCAUUUUUUUAUUCUUUAUACCCUGCAGUCAUACAUGAUAACAUAUAAGGCACAAGUAACUUUUAAAUAUAAUCUCACAAUACUGUGGACACUUAAAAGAAAAUGACAUAACAGGGACUUCUCUACUGAACACUUCUGCAUCCUAGUUGGGAGGCCGGUGUGGGUUUGCUUACAAAACGGUGCUAUAUAGCACCAAAAGUGGUUCUUUGCUCGUAAUCAUAGAAGAACCAUUUUUAGUGCCAUA